Molecule: messenger RNA, 210 nt
Organism: Caenorhabditis bovis
Lineage: Eukaryota; Metazoa; Nematoda; Chromadorea; Rhabditida; Rhabditidae
Source: the annotation of a GenBank genome assembly
AUGAAUCCGGCGACAAAGCGACCACGGAAACGGACGACGUUCAGCGUCGAGCAGCUCGUUCUUCUGGAACAAUAUUUCAGUCAACGUCAAUACAUUUGCGCGGAUGAGAGAGCACGAUUAUCAAUUCGAUUGGGCUUAGAGGAAGUUCAGAUCAAAAUUUGGUUCCAAAAUCGUCGGAUUCGUUGGCGACGCGAUUUAAACAAGCCGUGA